Messenger RNA from Spodoptera frugiperda (fall armyworm), 1626 nucleotides. RefSeq lists its product as uncharacterized. The transcript is spliced from 3 exons. Lineage: Eukaryota; Metazoa; Arthropoda; Insecta; Lepidoptera; Noctuidae. Bases 304 to 1626 code for a protein of 440 amino acids. The record is from RefSeq and is a predicted model, not a curated record.
UACAGUAGGUAUUUGGCUUUCACACAAUAUAAUACUUUUUACAUGGUUUAUGGUGCUUCACCCAAAAUUCACUCUAAUAUAACUCUAAUCAAUAUUUUGUCAAUUUAUCAGUCAAUUAGGUUUACCGAAAUGUCACCAACAAAAUUAUAAACUUAUUCGAAGCAUGUAUAUGUUCGUAAUCACCUUAUGAAGUACAGAUAUACAAACAAAUACAAUAUAUCAUAAUAAACUAUAACAGAUAAUAUACUGUGACAAUAUUUACGAACAUGUACUUCACCUACAAAAACAACAAGACAAGAAAACAUGGAAUCAAAAAAAGAUAACCAUAAAUACCUUAUCUGCCCGAAACGAAAAAAGCGGGAAAUAGUUUCUGAAUUUAAAAAAAAUUCAAACAAAGAAGAUUAUUCUGCCCCUACCGCUGAAAAUGCUGAAAUAAUCUACAGAAAAGUCAGUGAACCAAGACCUAAAUGUGAUUACAAGAAAGGUAACACGUUUAAUCAUGAUUUACAUAAAAAUAAAAAUGUAGAAGUGCUGGAAAACACUAAGGUCAACCAAAUUUAUAACAAAAUCUGCGAUAUAGUGCUUAAACCAAUGGAUAUAUACUUUUAUGACACCAAAAACAAUUGUUACUAUAGCAGCUUCAACCCCAUCCUAGCGGCAAAUAGCUGCUACACAUAUUAUGGGGCGAAUGUUAAUCGCUUACUGAUAUUCAUUGAAUACACAAGUAAAACCAUGGAACGCCUAUUCAGAGAGUUAAUUCAAACAGAAAGUACGCCUGAUUUAAGUGCAGUUAUUUUAGCCAUCAAUCCCAAAAAAGUAGAAGAUCUAUGCAAAGUCAACAAAGAGAAGAUGAACAUAAACCUCAAAAGCGGUUACUUUAAUUACAAGCCUAGAGACACGUCCUUAUUUUUUAGUAAUGUGACAAACAAUCAUUUUGAUAUCAAAAUAAAAAAUCAUUGUAUUGGAUUAAAAAUAUCAAUUCGCAAAUAUACAGGAACGCUAUUGGAAACUCUGACGGCUGUGUGUAACCUGGCUCGUUGCUUCUUUCCUACUUAUAAAACAAAAGUACCAACCGUUUAUGGACGCAACUGGUAUUUCUGGAAUAUCUUUCAAGGAAUUUUAGUGAAUAGACUCUUAAAAAAUGCUAAUGUAAACAACUUAAACAUUACGACGCAGCUUUAUUUCGUGUUGAUCACAGACGCUAUCCUAUAUUUGAGCAUAGAAAUUAACUUAACAUUGAAAAAAGGAGUAUACAUAACAUGUGCAACAAACAUGUCAGAACAUUUUUUAUCAAAUACAGCGGAAUGGAGUUACUUACAUAAGUAUAUUUUACAAAAAUCUAUAUCAUCCGGCAAUUGGUUUAUUAUCAACAAAUUAAGCGAAAAUUCAUACAAGUCAUUAAAAGCAAUAAUAUAUAAUACAAAAUGUACAGCAAGUCACCACCAAGUAGAUAAAUCGAGAGAAUCAGUCGAAAGUUUCGACAGAAAAACUUACAUUCGGGACAGCAAUACAGAUCUGGAGUUAACAAAUAUUCUAAUAUUAAAUAUUAUAGCGAGGGCAUCGACGUUUACUAGUACAAAAGUAGUAGUGUUGACUGACACUACACAGGCGUGGAAUGUUUUCUAA